AUGGAAGGAGUGACCACAAAUGAGACCAUCACUUCCCACACAGAGUUUGUCCUCUUUGGGUUUCCCGGCUUUAUAAAAAACAGGAAAUUGUUAAUAAUUCCAUUUACUGUAAUAUAUAUAAUAAUCAUGGUGGCUAACCUCUUCGUCAUCCAUCGGAUCUUUGUUAUACCGAGUCUCCACUCCCCCAUGUACUUCCUUAUAUCCCUUCUUUUGACCAUUAAUGUUACUUACACGGCCUCCAUCCUGCCGAAAUUUCUGGUUGGUUUGACAUUUGAUUGGAACCAGAUAACUCUGGCUGGCUGCCUCAUUCAGAUUUUUUACAUUUCCUUCAUGUCUCUUUUUGAGUCUGGCGUUAUGCUGUCAAUGGCCCUGGACAGGUUCAUAGCCGUCUGUAGACCAUUAAGAUACAACGAUAUCAUGACCUCAAGUUUUCUGGUCCAGUUGUCUGUCGCUGGGAUCGCGAGGAGUACCCUCUUUAUUUCUCCAAUGGUUAUACUGACCGCUAGCGUCCGCUUCUGUAGGUCCAACAUCAUUCUGAAUUUCGUCUGUGAGAACGCGGGGCUUCUAAGUCUUGCCUGUGGAGAUACCUCCAAACCGCAAGCUGUGGGCCUCAUGGUCCGAAUCCUGGUCACGGUGACUGACGUCAGCCUUAUUCUACUGUCUUACUCCUGCAUUCUUUACACAGCCUUGAAGAUCGCUGUUGGGAAAGCUCGUCGUAAAGCCUUGAACACGUGUGGUGCCCACCUUACGGUGGCCAUGAUUAUUUACCUUACUGCACUAAUAUCAUCUGUUAUACCGAGAGUCCAGACACACAUGACACCUGAUGUUCAGAACAUCAUUAGUGCCAUCUACCACAUGACCCCAGUUUCUCUAAAUGCCUUUGUCUAUGGAUUGGGGGUGAAAGAAAUCAGAAGAAGCUUCACCAAAUCCCGGAAGAACAAGACUAUGUCCCGCUAA
Messenger RNA from Rana temporaria (common frog), 957 nucleotides. RefSeq names its product olfactory receptor 52K2-like. The coding region runs from base 1 to 957 and encodes 318 amino acids. The transcript has a single exon. NCBI's taxonomy places the organism in Eukaryota, Metazoa, Chordata, Amphibia, Anura, Ranidae. The record is from RefSeq and is a predicted model, not a curated record. Gene Ontology annotation, biological process: G protein-coupled receptor signaling pathway. Gene Ontology annotation, cellular component: membrane. Gene Ontology annotation, molecular function: olfactory receptor activity; G protein-coupled receptor activity.